GAGGGAAGUUUACCUGCAGCACAAACAGAUGGAUGUGAAUAAUGUGGAGCAGGUCGAGUCCAGCUCUGACCAGGUGGAACAGCCACAACUCAGCAACCUCAAGUCACUCUGGACCACUCAGUGUGAUGGACAUACUGAACCUGUGGAAGGACGACCCGGAGGAGGUUCUCCUGGAUCUGGGCUUUGGCUGCGAUGAACCAGACCUCUCUGGACGCAUCCCAGCUCGAUUCAUCAAUCACCAGUCUCAGGCAAGAGGAAUAAAUCUCCAAGUGUUUCUGGAGGCCCAGAAGAGCCGACUGGACCUGGAGAACCCUGAUGUCAGCAAUCGUUUCAGACAGCUCGAGGUUCUCCAGCAGGUGACCACAGCGUUCUCCUCCUUGGUGGGUUCCCCACUAGGGAAAGCCCUGCCGCCCGAGGCCCAGGAGAGAAGGAGGCGCAUUGGCAAUCUGUUCAGGAGAGCAUCGAAGAAGUCCCUCAGCCAAAUCCACAAUGCUAAAACCCAGGACCUAGCUACACCUGCUCCCUCGCUGCAGACUCCACUCAGCCUCGGAGACACAAAAGUCCACGUAAAAAAAGCCAAACCAGGACUUCUGGAGACUGUGUGUCUGAGCCCUCUGGCAGAGGAGCAAGGCACUGGCCCAGACCUUCUGUCUUCUUCUUUGGUAGCCCAGGAGGGAGCAGCUAGACCCUGGCCCCAGAAGGAAGGACACCCCCUGACUGCUAAUGCCUUUUUACUGAGGAAGAGGAGCCCGGGGCAGGCCAGGGAGUCAUUUGAAAUGGAAGAGGCAAGUCUAACUGCAGCAGUUCAUCAAAGGCAACACCAACACUAUUAAAGCAGAGUGUAGGACUCUGUAGGACACACACUCUGAUAGAAGUACAAGUAAUAGUUAACCCUUUAUCGGGCGAAGAACUAUAUUUGGUACCUUCAGUGGAUAUCAGAAUGAGGUCCCCAUGUCUCUCUGUUUGGUUGUAGAACCACAUGGAUUUCUUCCAGCUAAUCAGCAAAGAUCAGGCACCAUGACAUCUGACCAAUCAGUAUGAUAAUAAUAUAAUAAUAUUCACUUUAUUCACCUGGACCUCCAAUGUAAAAAUGAAACAUUUAGAAGAAAAAAUCUGCAAGAAACAGUCGUACAAACAGAGUUAUUCU
Molecule: messenger RNA, 1147 nt
Organism: Centropristis striata (black sea bass)
Lineage: Eukaryota; Metazoa; Chordata; Actinopteri; Perciformes; Serranidae
Gene: itprid1
Product: ITPR interacting domain containing 1
Exons: 4
Coding region: 42-833 (263 amino acids)
Molecular function (GO): signaling receptor binding
Source: RefSeq, a predicted model, not a curated record